UUACUGCCACUCCCCGUUCUCGCCCUUCUUGGGGGUGGCAAAGCAUUCUGUAUGGUAGAGAUUUGUUGGAGAAGGGCUUGCGUUGGCAAAUUGGGAAUGGAAAAACUGCCUCGCUCCUCCAUUCUAAUUGGAUCCCUGCCCUCCAGUUGGACCCUCCUAGGUUUAAUCCUCGAGUCUUACCGGAGGAGGGGGACCUGAAGGUUGAAGAGGUAAUCUAUCAAGGGGAGGGGCGAUGGAAUGAUCAACUUCUUAGCCAAUGGUCUGACCCACCGACUUGCACGGCCAUCAAAACUAUACCUCUGCCAAGGCAGUCGAUUGAGGAUAGGUUAAUUUGGCAUGAUUCCCCUGAUGGAGUGUUCUCGGUCAAAUCGGCUUAUCAUUUAGCAGUCUCUCUUGAUAAGCGCUGGGGGGGGGGGGUUGGAAGUCGGGGGUCAGUUGGAUGGAUAGGGCGAGCUGGAUUCGGCUGUGGGAAGCCAAAAUCCCUCCUAAGUUAAAGGUCUUUCUCUGACAAAUUCUCAAUCGGACUUUGCCUACUACUGAGGCCCUUAUUGAGAAGAAGGUCCGGUGCAUCCCAGGUGCCCGGUGUGCUGGGCUGACUCGAAGACCAUGGAACAUCUUUUUCUUGACUGUCCAGUUGCACGGGCCAUUUGGGAUUAUGCUGGGUUGGCUCACUUAGGGGAAGGGCUCCCGCGUUAUACUUUCCCCCUAUUCCUCAAGCGGCUGUUGGGUUUGAUUCAUCAACCUAAUGAUUUUAUGGCCGUGGUAGUUGUCCUCUGGCGAAUUUGGCGUUCUCGCAACUGGGUUGUCUUUGAAGGCAAGCAGUUUGGGUUUUCUGCCCUGAUGCGCCAGUUCCGGCAGCAGUAUGAGGAGUGGGUCCGGCUUCCGGUAGAUAGGGCUCCCGGUGGGGUCCAGGCUACUCCUACUCACCACGAGACAGUUAGGGGGCAUGGAGUUAUUUGCAUGUGGGAUGGGGCUGUCCGGAGUGGGUCCCAUUCGGUGGGAGGUUUGGUACUUUUGUCCCCGGAACGGGAGGUAUUGCUGGUUGAGGGGGUGCAGUUUCCAGGGAUUGAUGAUCCCUUGGUAGUGGAAUUGGUCUCUUUGCGGGAAGCUGUUCUGUGGUGUCAGUCGUUUGGGUGGGAGGACAUUACUUUUGAAGGGGACGCGAAGAUUAUCAUUGAUAAAAUCAAUCUUAGGGAUGCUCGGGAUAGUCGCUUGGGUGCUGUGUUAGAUGAGAUCAUUCAUAUUUUUGCUGGUAAUCCUGGGUUUAGUGUUAGAUUUGUAGGUCGGCGUAGCAAUAGGGUAGCCCAUUUGGUGGCUAGAAAAGCCCUCUCUCUGUUCCCGACUAUGAGUCGUUCUUUUGAUUACCGGACCUGGCUGGUGUCCAGGGUGUAACUACUUUUUCUUGAUCAAUAUAUGAUUAUCUUUUGU
This is a messenger RNA of Linum trigynum, 1428 nucleotides long. The record is from the annotation of a GenBank genome assembly. NCBI's taxonomy places the organism in Eukaryota, Viridiplantae, Streptophyta, Magnoliopsida, Malpighiales, Linaceae.